This is a messenger RNA of Aureobasidium pullulans EXF-150, 711 nucleotides long. RefSeq lists its product as uncharacterized. The record is from RefSeq and is a predicted model, not a curated record. NCBI's taxonomy places the organism in Eukaryota, Fungi, Ascomycota, Dothideomycetes, Dothideales, Saccotheciaceae. Bases 165 to 665 code for a protein of 166 amino acids. The transcript is spliced from 2 exons.
CGCGCGAGUGCGCCUUGAGCUGGAUGUUGUGUGCCGAGCUGACGGCGAAGAGGCCGCAGAGGGCUGCAUAGAGGAAGGCGAGGACGAGCAUCUUUGCUGUCGAUUGAGAGUUGCGAACACGCAAAGGAGCUUCGUGGAUCGACAACAAUAAUUGUUUGGUCGAGAUGUUGCUCCGCUGUCCCUUGAACAUGGAGGUGCACGGUCCUCAACCUCUUGCUUGCAGCCCCCUAUUCGAAUCACGUUUCUGCAACUCUGUUGAACUCGUAUCCAGAUAUGCUUUGGUACUUUAUCUAAGUCUUCGAAUAGCCAGUAUCAAUAAAAUCAAGACCUAUCUAGUAGACCGGUUGCUGGUCGCGUGCGUGACAAUACAUGUCUUCGGCGUACCUUCCUUUCUUCUUGAAGCUCGCUGCUGCUGCCAAGUUUUGUGGCCCAGGCUCGUUGAACCUCAUUCCAUAUCCCUGUCACGUCUGCUCAUGCUCUCGUCGUGUACAAGGAUAGGGUGCCACCCCAUUCGGAAGAAAUGUCUGGAGACGAAGCCAGCUGCCAGAACAGCCGGAUACUGGACCACUAGGCAUGAAGACUCUGCACCAGACUAUCUCUCUUCUUGUCUUGUGUUCGUCCCUUCACCCAGGAAGCCACCGGAACCAACACAUCACAGAGGAUGAACAGGGAAAUCACUGCUGGGUCUACAGGAUUACCUUUAUCGCAGCA